Cololabis saira (Pacific saury) is the source of this 5840-nucleotide messenger RNA. RefSeq names its product RING finger protein 145-like. The record is from RefSeq and is a predicted model, not a curated record. NCBI's taxonomy places the organism in Eukaryota, Metazoa, Chordata, Actinopteri, Beloniformes, Belonidae. The coding region runs from base 224 to 2506 and encodes 760 amino acids. Gene Ontology annotation, molecular function: zinc ion binding; ubiquitin protein ligase activity. The transcript is spliced from 12 exons. Gene Ontology annotation, cellular component: endomembrane system; endoplasmic reticulum.
CCGGGAACAUGAGCGGACGGGCCGCGUCUCUCUGCUGUGAAGCGCUCCCCGCCGGAGGACCGUUAGCUCGGGCGGUGCCGAGUUAAGAUGAUCGAUACACGACCCGAGAAGGACUUCCAAACCGUUGUUCAUUGUGCGAACAUCGUCCUUGAAACAGCACCCACAAUCAACGUGCCGUCUUUGUGGUCAGUUCUGCCUGUAGAUCAGAGGAUAAUCUGAGACCAUGGCAGUGAAGGACCGUGUGGAGGCGGUGCUCAACGUGGGCCUGCGUGUUCCCAGCAUCAUGCUGCUGGACGUCCUGUAUCGCUGGGAUGUUAGUUCAUUCUUCCAGAAGAUCCAGCGCUCCAGCCUUUCCAACAACCCUCUGUUUCAGUACAAAUAUCUGGCACUCUACCUACACUAUGUAGGUUACAUCUUGAGCUUGGUGCUCCUGACUCUGCCUCGGCAGCAUCUGGUUAAACUCUACCUGUAUGUCCUGACGGCCCUGCUGCUGUUUGCUGGUCACCAAGUCUCCAGGGAUUAUGUUCGCAGUGAACUGGACUCUGGCCAUGAAGGACCUGUGUAUCUGGAACCUCUCUCCAUGAACAGAUUCACCACUGCACUCAUAGGUCAGCUGGUGGUGUGCACCUUGUGUUCCUGUGUGAUGCAGACCAAGAGGAUUUGGCUUUUUUCUGCUCACCUUCUCCCCCUGGUGGCCAGAUUGUGUCUGGUUCCACUGGAGACCAUUGUCUUCAUCAACAAGUUCUCCAUGAUCUUCACAGGCCUGGAGGUUAUUUACUUCCUAGCGUCUAACUUACUGGUCCCAUAUAACCUGGCCAAGACGGCCUACAGAGAGCUGGCUCAGGUGGUGGAGGUCUACGGCCUGCUCGCUUUAGGGAUGUCUCUCUGGAACCAGCUGGUCCUUCCAGUUCUCUUCAUGUGUUUUUGGCUCCUGCUCUUUGCUCUGCAGAUUUACUCCUACUUCAGCACCAGAGACCAACCUACCUCAAGGGAAAGGCUGCUUUUCCUCUUUCUUACCAGUAUUGCAGAAUGUUGUAGCACACCGUACUCCCUGCUGGGUUUGGUUUUCACCGUCUCCUUCAUCGCCCUGGGAGUCCUCACUCUGUGCAAGUUCUACUUACAAGGUUACAGAGCCUUUAUGAAUGACAACACCAUGCACAGAGGGAUGACAGAAGGCAUCACCCUGCUGAUCCUUGCUGUUCAAACUGGCCUGAUAGAACUACAGGUCAUCCAUCGAGCCUUCCUCCUCUCCAUCAUCCUCUUCAUUGUUGUUGCUUCCAUUCUGCAGUCCAUGCUGGAAAUAGCUGAUCCCAUAGUUCUGGCAUUGGGAGCCUCUAGAGACAAAAGUUUGUGGAAACACUUCCGAGCAGUGUCUCUAUGCCUCUUCCUGCUGAUCUUCCCAGCCUACAUGGCCUAUAUGAUCUGCCAGUUUUUCCACAUGGACUUCUGGCUGCUCAUCAUUAUCUCGUCAUCAAUCCUCACCUCCCUGCAGGUUCUUGGUACUUUGCUCAUCUAUGUUCUUUUCAUGGUUGAAGAGUUCCGUAAGGCUCCGGUAGAGAACAUGGAUGAGGUUAUCUACUAUGUUAAUGGGACCUACAGAUUGCUGGAGUUUCUGGUGGCUGUGUGUGUGGUGUGCUACGGCGUAUCGGAGACUGUGUUUGGUGAAUGGAGUGUGAUGGGCAGCACCAUCAUCCUGGUCCACUCGUACUAUAACGUCUGGCUGAGAGCCCAGCUGGGCUGGCAGAGUUUCCUGCUCAGAAGAGACGCUGUAAACAAGAUCAAGAGCCUUCCCACAGCCAGCGACGCACAGCUGGAGCAGUACAACGACAUCUGUGCUAUCUGCUUCCAGGACAUGAACAGUGCUGUGAUCACUCCAUGCAGUCAUUUCUUCCACGCUGGCUGUCUGAAGAAAUGGCUGUAUGUCCAGGAGACGUGUCCUCUUUGUCAUUCACAACUCAAAAGCCAAACACCAGCGCCCAGCGCACCCAACCAAGAUGUCCUUGCAGCCAAUCAGAGCCCUGCAGGACAAGGAGAAGCCCCAGCUGACGGUAAGGAAGCUGAUGGUGCUUCUCCAAACGAGACAGAGGAGGGAACAGUACAGGAGGAGGAGGGAGGAAAUGGACUUGCUACUCCAGCCGGAGAAACGGCGUCGUCUUCUGGCUUGCACUCUGCCCCCCUGCACAUCAGGCCUCCGUCAUCCUCUCGUUCCCCUUCUCUGCUUGCGGCUGAUUCUCAGCAGAACCAGUCGCCCGCAGAUCCCCAGUCCUCAUCCUCCCCCUCUACCUCCGACACAUCGUACACGCCUGACUCCGUUUCUCCCUCCAUUCUCCACGACUCGUCCUCCCAGGUACCAGCUCCCCCAGAAAGGUCUGCUGAGCCCGAGUCUGCCCCCCAGCUGAACUCUGUUUCCCCUCUGGACGGACAGGAGUCGUCCACUGAACCCUCAUCACAUAGUGAGCAGCUCGGCUGCCCCCCGGAGCCUUCACCUCCUCCAGGAAACCUCUGAGCCGCUUCCCCACACCCACGUCAUACAUGCAUGCACAUAGAAACACAAUCAACAUCCUCCAUGUGCUUAUAGUGUACCUGUCCAGCUUUAGCUCUCCCAUCAUGGGGGGAAUCCAGCUCCUUCAUAUCCUUUUUGAGAGGCAAAACAAUUUCUAAGCAGAUAUUGAUUACUUGGUGUUAAAAAUCAAAUGAAAAUGGUUCACAGCUUCACAAAACAUUGGUACUUUUAAGGUGGCUGUCGUGGUACAGAUGAACUAAAGUUAUCCCGUUUAACUCAUGCUGGCAGUGAUUUCAUCACAGGCACAACUUUUCCUCGUGUCUUAGUUUUGUCUUUUUGAUUCAAACUCAAAGCAACAGGAGUGACACAGUAAUAUUCUAAUUGGGAGUUCAACACGUCAAACAAAUACACGAUCUUAAAAUAUGACUCAAUGUUGAUGUUUUCUAGUUUUCUACAUUGAAUUUUACAACGAUAGUAGCAUUUCCAGAAUCAUUGGUUUGUCCUUCUCAUAAGACUGACAGGUUUUUAAUGUUGGAGCCUCCUGCCUUCGUUUGUGCAGCCUUACUUUACCCGCUGUACAUUUUGAGUUUCUCCGCUGUCCCGUAUGUGCCGUGGCAUACUGAGGAUCAGAAGUUAAGACAGCUUUGAUGGUCGAGAGAUGAUUAAUGGUUGCAUUUUAAACUGUGACAGAGAAGUAACAUUUCAUAAAAUCUGCAGAUUCUUGAGUUUGACAGACAUUUUUGUUUUUAACUCUUGAAUGGUAGUUGUUCUGUGUAUAAGUUGAUUCUAAGAGAGUAUAAGUUCAUUACUAGACUGAAUGUUGUUUCUUGGGGUCAUCAGAUGACCUGAAGCCUGGUGCUAAGCAGAGGACACAUGCUGUGGUCGGUCAUUCAUUGCUGUGUGGACAAAUUAGUUUGUUCACACGCAAUAAAUAAUGUCAUAUGUCAAGCUUUUUCUCUUCUAUUAAUUCAGUAUUUGGAUCAAACUUGUUUGGCUGGUCCCAGCAAAAACUGCUCUAUUACUCAUCGCCAAAGUUUUGUAUUACUGUUACAGAAAUGUUAUUUUUUAAGGUAAUUUUUACACCACUUUAUCAGACAUGGCAGAGUGCAGCUGGACUGGAAGAAUAAGGAAGUUGGUGGCUACAGUUUGUUUUUGUAGCUUCAACAUUGUGAGAAUGUGGAGUGUAAAGAAGUCCACAGAUUUCAUUCAUGUCCUCAUCCACACUCGGCCCCUGAGCUUAGUUGAUGCACGAGCAAAAACCCACCUGCCAUGUCGGUGAGUGUUGGAACUUGUUACUGCAGAAGCCAAUCGCCCCUCUCCAUCCAACCACAUCAGAGCUCUGUGUUUCCUCAUCUCUCACUCCAUGAGACGUUCCUACCAGCAAAUUGAGCCAUUUAAAAGCUUCUUUCUUUUUUCUUUUUCCCCCAAAGCCCCACAUAACUCCUCUUUCACACGCACACACCGAAGUUGGCUCCUUGCUUUGAAAAUGGGGCACGAUGGUCAAGAAAUGUGUGUUUAGUUAUUUAACUGAAAGACUAAAACUUGAGGAUACGGAGUUCCGAUGCACGCAUUAUUAUGUAGAGCUUGCACGCUGACACUCUUCCUACAGGAUUUAUUUUUGUCAAUGCUCUCUAACCUUGCUACCAAUUUUUUCUACUUUUUCUUUUUGUUUUGGUUGUACUUGCACUAAUGUCAUUUAUACUAGCAAUGUUCCAAAGCUGUUCUGUGGCUGUCGGCAACCAAAUACCCUCUGAUAUUUGUGUACAAGGAAACAGCCCGACCUGUUUGUGUGUAAUCUGUAUAGAAAUUUUGUUCUGUAUUGAACCAGAGGAGUGUUGAUACAUUUGUACGGUCCUGGUUUGGUUUCUGCCGAGCUUCCCCGUGUGUAGGCCGAGGAGCUGAGGAGAAACCAGUUCCUUUGACCAGUGUGACCAGUCGGUGUCGCUUCUUCUGCUGUCUGUAUGACGCGCCUUCAGGCUGGUGUGAUCACUCCGGUGCCCUCUACUGUUAGGAGUGGGAUCAGCGUGGCACUGACAGACAGGAGAUGUACUUGAUGUACUUAACAGUAUUACUAAUUAUUCCUUUGAUGAAAGUCUUGUUACUCCCAAUGACUUUAGUCUUCAUUUAGGAACGCAUUGUUCUGCAGGUCUGGACAUGAAUACACGCUCAGUGUAGGAUUAAACCUGGACAAUGCUGAUUGGACUUUUUUCUUUGUUUUUCUUUUUGUUCAGAAAUGUAGGAUUUUAAGUAUUUUUGCACAUUUUGGUUCUGAAAGGUGAACUUUAGAACUAUCUGUAAUUUUUUUUUUUCUUCACAACUCCAUUCCUUAAUCUUUGAUUUUGAAAUGCAGCACCUGAAAUGAAUACAGAGAAUUGACUGACUUUGUAAGCAUUCGCUUGAUUUUCUUCCCGUUUCGGAGCUCUUACACCAUGUUGCACAGAGAAAGAUCGUUUGAGAUAAAAAUGUGAAGGUAAUAAUUGUCAUUGGCAGCUGUAUGUAAAUUUGCAUUGCAGUAUUAAAUGAUAAUUUGGGCAGAUGCUUAUUAGAUGUUGAUUAUACCUGUUUUUACUCCAUGUUGGAGAAGUUGCAGCCUUACUAGAUUAUAAAAUAUUACAUUUUCUGUGCUGUUUCUCAUAUUGAACCAUUCUCACAUUACAUUUCACGUUGUCUUGUCAGGAGCUUUAGUUUCCAGAAGAAUUCAGCAUUUUCCAUUACCCUUUGCAAUAUACAUAUCAUUCAUGCAUAUCAUAAAAUGUUGCAGGCUGACUUGCAAAUGAACAUGAGACAAAAGCCAGCAUGCCUCAUUGGAAUAAUAGUAUAAUAUGCUACGAGAAUAUUAACACUGGUAGAGGGAUGUUUUCAUUUUAAAAUUCUUUCUAUUGAAUUUAAGUAACAGAUUAAUGAGAAUACCGAUAUCCUUUCAUAGCAAAGUUCUUUUAUCUAAAAUCCAGUUGUUUCAGUCUUAAUUUUUGCAAUUUGAACCAUUAGAAUAGAAGAAAUGGUAAGGGAAUCUAUAGCUUGCAUUGAUGACUCUAACAGAUGUAAUUCAUUUGCUGAAUGCAUUUUUACUACAGCCGCCACAUGCAUUGAGAUUUACCUCAGAAAGAGCAUCGUGUUCAGGGCUGCUUUCACCGAGACUCCUGACAGGUUCUUUUCUUUCUUUUGUUAGGUUAGUUUUGCACACAAAUAUUUAGGACCUGCUCUGUGAAACCUGACUGAGUUGUAUUCUAUCAAACUGUUCCACAGUGGGUUAUGGACUGGAUGCCUGGCAUUGCCUUGAUUAUGUUACAAAAACUGAAUGUCAAAUAAAAUGAACCAUCCACUCUGCAAACUUUAA